UCGCGAAACUUCGUGGCUCACUCUGUAACUGUGGCUUAUUGAAACAACUUUCUAGUUAAUUUACAGUUACCACUAACAUAUCACUUCAGAAUAAACAACUUUUGUGUUACAACUACAACUUCUGUUGUUACAACUAACAAAUCACUUUAAAAUCCACUCUAAAAGUUCAAAAUGGAACGUGUCGUGACAUUAAUUUUGUGGCAACUUCUAAUUAGCUGUGUGUUUGCAGAGAAUUUUACUUUUACCUAUCCUAUGGCAUUGCGUUGUAAGGAACACCUCUGCCAGCACGGUUACAGCUACGAAACAUUCUACGAGGUGGACGCAGUAGACCGGAGGAAAACCAAGGAAGCAGCAUUCGAAAUGCACCUGGCCAUUCUCGCUUCUAGCAAUGGACAUAUAUUGCUGUCCACCAUACCUCAUCCAGAGGCUAGUGAUCCCGUCUAUGAAAUUGUGGUGGGUGGCGGUGGGAACAAGUUCACGGAACUCCGACGCAAUCUACGACGCAACGCUAAGACUUCAGAAAAAACCGUGGGAAUACUAUCUCCCAUUGAUUUCAGAGCGUUCUAUAUUAGGAUGUCUGAAGAUGGUGUCAUAGAGUUUGGCAAAGAAGGUGAAGCUCUACCUAUUUUAAGCUACAAUGAUGUCGAUCCUCUUACGAUCAAAUACUUCAGUUUUGCCGCGUGGAAUGGCGUAGAAGCCAAGUUUCUGUACGACUGUCCUAACCCCAACGAUAACAGUACUGAUGCACCAGACUCGCAAGAAGUGGAACCAAAGCUAUCAAACUCUGAACAGCUUAAAAGAACAUUGCUAAUGGACCGUCCACCAAACCAACCACCAGGUCCGACUGUCAAUGUUAAAAUUGACUUCAGUGUCACCAGCGUCAAGUAUGAUGCUCUCGACUCCAAACUUACUACUGGAUUGGCUGUGGUUGCUGUUUGGACCGAUGACAGUAUGGCAUGGAAUCCAAGCAAAUUCAAUGGAACCACCAGCCUUAAAUUUCGACAGGGACAGAUAUGGCGUCCUACUUUCUUCGUCUUCAACUCUGACAAUACAGAUAUCAUGAACAGCAAGAAUACUGAACUAAUCUCGAUGGUCUACAGCGGUGAAGCAACGUUUCACUUCCAAUCCAAAAUAACUACAUGGUGUUACGAAACUGAAACUAUGAACAGAUGGCCAAAUGACGAGUACUCAUGUUCCAUUUUGAUUGGAGCUUGGGAACCACACGAGACAAUCACACUGGAAGGCCUGAGUACAAAAAAUAAUAAACUAAACGUGUUUGCUGACAUAGACGAUAUUGUAACAAACGAAUGGGACAUGGAUGUCAAGAUUGGAGUGGUUCCAAUCACAGUAUGGAGUAAACUAUUCGUGCAAAUGGACAACCAGACACAUCAGAGCGACAGAUUGCUGUUAACAUUGCAACUGAAGAGACGAGCUUCGGCUCUGAACAUUGUGUUUUACACUCCGUUGCUAGUACUCGUGACCUUCGUCCUCCUGUCGUUCUGGAAUGAGCCGCUACAGAUGUCCAGGGUUUGGUUCUAUGCCGUGUGCACCGCAGUCAUCUGUAUGGGCUUGAGUAAUGUCGACUAUUUGGUACCGUGUCAUAGUGUGCCUUCUAUAUUUAUACUGUACACUACCGUGCUAAUGGGGGUGCUAAUAGCAUUACUGGUACAAGUAGUGUUAAUGACGUCGCUGGUGCAGAGGCUCUGCAAGACGGUGUUCAUGCAAAAUAUACUCACCGCGCAGUGGUUCCGGACGGUCUUCUGUUUGCCUGUGAUGAAGACUUGCAAAAACUACGAAUCAAUAAACGAAGGAUACGCAUCACAAGAAGAUGAUGAUUCGGGGGUCAUCGUGGCUCCUAGAAACGGCCCUGUAGAAGAGAUGCAAGCAGAAGCCACCAAGUAUGGGGAGAGAGAAGAAUUAGCAGAAGCUAUAGAUAAACUAAUGUUCACUGUAUAUUCUAUUACUUUUGGAGUCAUGCUAGCGUUACAUUACUAGACAUUGGUAUAUAACAAAAACAUAAUGUGUUAAAAAUCGUAGGGAAUUCCAGAAUCUGUGUACCUAUAGAGAAGUAUUUUUGUGAUAAAAAUAUUUGUAAUUUUAGUUACGAUAUUAACCUAAUAUAGACUUUCAGUGUUC
Molecule: messenger RNA, 2136 nt
Organism: Pectinophora gossypiella (pink bollworm)
Lineage: Eukaryota; Metazoa; Arthropoda; Insecta; Lepidoptera; Gelechiidae
Product: neuronal acetylcholine receptor subunit eat-2-like
Exons: 12
Coding region: 172-1995 (607 amino acids)
Biological process (GO): nervous system process; signal transduction; regulation of membrane potential
Cellular component (GO): synapse; neuron projection; membrane
Molecular function (GO): extracellular ligand-gated monoatomic ion channel activity; transmembrane signaling receptor activity; neurotransmitter receptor activity
Source: RefSeq, a predicted model, not a curated record